Messenger RNA from Penicillium brasilianum, 1464 nucleotides. The record is from the annotation of a GenBank genome assembly. Lineage: Eukaryota; Fungi; Ascomycota; Eurotiomycetes; Eurotiales; Aspergillaceae.
AUGCAUCUGUAUCAGCUCCUGUUCACUCUCGCUAUUCUUGCGAGUCUUGUGUACAGCUGCAUCAAUGGCCCUACCGAGCCUAACAAUACCAUCGACGUACCCACCACCAGCCAAGAUCAGCUCCAGCCUGAGCCGGUUCCUAUGCCCGGUUUUGACCCUGAGGAUGUCGAAGAUCAGGCCGAAAGUCUUCACCUGCAACUCCGAGGUGUAACCCAACAGCUGGACUACAAAUGCGGUCCGAAAUAUGGGACAUGCCCCAGUGGUACUUGCUGCUCCAGUGCGGGCUUCUGUGGAACUACUACGGCUCACUGCCGUUCUCCCGACUGUAUGCUUGACUACGGCCUUUGUGACACCCACAAGUCUCCCAAAGGGCCACCUACGAAGGAAAUCCCACGCCCUCACAUUGGUCGAGUUCCCUAUGGCCCACUGGAGAUUCGCUCGUGCACUGUUCCAGGCACUAUUGCUCUAACCUUUGAUGACGGUCCAAGUCGAUACACCGGUGAUUUACUUGACCUCCUCGACCGGUACGAUACGCCGGCAACUUUCUUCAUUACUGGUAUCAAUAACGGCAAGGGUCCAAUUGAUGACCCGAGUCUGCCCUGGGCUGACUUGAUCGAGCGCAUAACUAUCAGUGGUCAUCAGGUUGCCAGUCACACUUGGUCGCAUGAGGAUCUCAGCAAGAUCACAGCCGAACAGCGUCAAGAUCAGAUGCUCAAGAACGAAGUGGCUAUUCGAAACAUCCUUGGCAGCUUCCCAACCUACAUGCGUCCACCAUUCUCCAGCUGCCUCCCUGGCUCAGGCUGUCGAGAAGACCUCGGCAAUUUGGGAUACCAUAUCAUUUUAUACGAUAUCGACACCGACGAUUACAAAAAUGACAGUCCGAAUCUCAUUCAGCUCUCGAAGGACAUAUUUGACCGAUUCCUGAAUGCUGGGGAUUCCAAGACGAAUUCUUGGCUAGUAAUUGCCCAUGAUGCUCAUGAGCAGACUGUCCACAAUCUCACCGAACAUAUGCUCAAGACGAGUGCAAGGCUUGGAUAUCGACCCGUCACUGUUGGUGACUGCUUGCGUGACCCUCGUGACAACUGGUACCGCGCAGACAGCCGCUGGACCGGACAUAAAAAUAAGAAAGAGUCCCCCAAGAAGGGUCCGAAGAAGUCCACUGCUCCACAGCAAGUCUCUGUCGAUGGCACAUGCGGUGCGAAUUACACCUGCCUUGGAUCUCGAUUUGGAAUUUGCUGCGGUAGCAAAGAUCUCUGUGGAAAUACCACGUCACACUGUGGCCAUGGCUGCAAGAAGGAUGCUGGGUACUGCGCCGUUCACGUUCCAUCCAACGGCGACGCCUGGGACCCCGUUUCUCCUGGAAGCAAGAGCGCCAAAUCCGAAGCGGACUCCGAUGGCCGAGUCGUCGGGACUGCGGCUGUAACCUCGUUGUUGCUAGCCCUGAUCGUGGCAAUGUGGAUGUGA